AUGUCGAAAAUCAACAACUUGGAUUUUUCUGCCCUAAAUCUCUCUGGAGAUAAUUACUUGCAAUGGGCACUUGAUGCUAAGAUCAUCCUAAAAUCCAAGGGACUCGGUGAAUGUAUCACCGAGGAUAAUAAUGCAAGUGAGAAAGAUAGAUACAAUGUGAUAUUAAUUAUACGCCAUAAUCUUAUUGUGAGUCUCAAAGAUCAAUACUUGACUAUUGAGAAUCCUCUAGACCUUUGGACAGAGUUGAAAACGAGAUAUGAUCACCAGAGAACGGUGUUAUUACCAAAGGUUAGAUAUGAUUGGAGGAAUCUCAGAAUCCAGGACUUUAAGUUCGUGGACGAGUAUAACUCGGCCCUGUUUAAAAUAGUUUCCAAGUUGAAACUGUGUGGUGAGGAUAUAACGGAUAAGGAUAUGCUUGACAAAACCUUUUCCACCUUCCACACAAGCAAUGUGUUGUUACAACAACAGUUCAACAAUGAACUGUUGAUGAGAAACAGUGAAUUGAGACCUCCUGGAACAAACCCAUUACAUGAGGCACAUGCGCCGUAG
Molecule: messenger RNA, 549 nt
Organism: Brassica rapa (field mustard)
Lineage: Eukaryota; Viridiplantae; Streptophyta; Magnoliopsida; Brassicales; Brassicaceae
Source: RefSeq, a predicted model, not a curated record